UGUACAUGUUGUGCAUUUAAGUAUACAUAUUUGUUAUUGCAGAGAAUAUUUCAAAUUCGAAUUGUACAUAAUCUUAACCAUUUUUCGCAAUAAUAUAAAUGUGUUAAAGUAUAAUUUGGUAAUGGAGAUCAAUUAAAUUGGUAUUUGGAUUGAAGUUAAGAUACAUUUCAGUAAAAUGAGCCAACAAUAUGCUUGUAUAAAUUGUAAAAAUCCGGUACAUCAUUUAUAUCAAAAGUAUCCUAAUCUCACCAAACUAGCAAAGUGUGAUAAAUGCCAUGAGAUCGUUGAUAAGUAUAUAGAAUUUCAUCAUUUGAUUGCUCUAGUGGAUGUAAUUUUGCUAUCUAAUAAAGCAUAUCGACACAUAAUUUAUAAUGCGGAGUUUAAAAUGCAUUGGAAGCUGUAUCUUAUAUUGCUUUUACUAGAAUCAUUUGCCCUUUGGCGGCAAAAACUGGAAAAAUUUGCGACGAAAUCCCUUCAGGUUGGAGAAUUAAAUGUGCCAGAAGAUUUUUUUCAAGAAAAAGGAUUUUAUAUGUGUUGUUUGGAAAACUUGAUCGACAGUGUAGUUUUGUUCAUAAUUCUAGCAGGUUUAUCUAAAAUUAUACGUGCAUCAAGCAAGAGAAAAAGCAAUUUUCUUUCUUACUUAAUAAAAGCAGUGAUUUUGGGAAAUUUUUCUAAAAUAUUUUUGCUGCCGAUUUUAGUUUGGAGGGAUAACACCACUGAGUUAGAUUCCAAUUUUCAUUAUUUUGUAGUGAAAUUUUAUUAUGUAUUUUCAUGUUCAAAUGUUUACUCAUCAAUUACAAAUUUAAACUUAUAUAAAUCUAGCGCUGUAGUUGUUUUGGCGUUUUUCAUAAAAAAAUAUUUUAUGGUACUGUUCAAUUUUCUUUAAACUCGAUGCAGCAGAAACUUUGCAAAUUUGGUGAUUGUUUAAAAAAAAGAAAAAUCAUAUAAUAGGACACAAGACCAUGUAAUUUUGACGAAAAUUAUGAAUGUCUAUUGUAAGUAAAGUUCGGAAAAUUAGUGAAUAAUUUCAGUUUUUCAUAUUAUGAACAACUAAGUAUUUUUUUUAAGUAAAGUUAAGCAUUAUUUAUUUAUAAGAAAAAGAAAAUUGAAAAGUUUUGUAAAUAAAAAACAGCUCUAAGAAACGAGUUUGGCUUCAACAAAUUUAUGUUUUUGCGACUUUUCUGUAUUUCACUGAGUUUCAGAAUUAACUUAUUCAGAGGUUGCAUCUAUAAUUUGUAUGGAAAUAUUAGCUGAACACAAAUAUCUAUGGUGUAAAUUGUAUGUAUGUCCUAAAAACUAUGUGAAACUGUUAUUUUAAUAUUAACACCAAAAUUUGGAGAAACCAGUAAUAUACAAAUUUUUAUUAAUUUUUUUUUUUUAAAUAUAGAAAUUAAAAAUACACAUUACCUA
Condylostylus longicornis is the source of this 1410-nucleotide messenger RNA. RefSeq names its product protein ARV1 (gene Arv1). Gene Ontology annotation, biological process: sterol metabolic process; sphingolipid metabolic process; regulation of plasma membrane sterol distribution. Gene Ontology annotation, cellular component: Golgi apparatus; cortical endoplasmic reticulum. The transcript has 2 exons. The record is from RefSeq and is a predicted model, not a curated record. NCBI's taxonomy places the organism in Eukaryota, Metazoa, Arthropoda, Insecta, Diptera, Dolichopodidae. The coding region runs from base 176 to 886 and encodes 236 amino acids.